GGGGAACAAAUUCUGGAGUAAGAAAAACAGAUGAAGUAGAUAAUCGUUAUAAGUACAAGGAUUAUAAAGAAGAGAAGUUCUUGUUAAAAAGUAGUAAAGUUAAUCCAUGCAGCUCUACAUUUAUAAAAGAAAAUGUAUUUAGUGAAGAAUGGAAAAUAGGAGAAAAUGAAAAUUGUAAUGAUAGCAACAUUAUCAAUUGCAACAAAUUAAAGUGGAUGUCAUUUGAUAAAAAAAUACACUUUAAUACAAUUGUUAGUCUCUUUUCAUUAUCUCGAAUAUUUCCUUUUAUAAUAAUCAAGUUGGAUUGAAUGAAAUCCUAUGGGGGAAAGGAAAGAUGCGUAGAUUCUUUCCUUAAGGCAUAACUUAUCAAGGAAAUUUCUUGACAGCCU
Molecule: messenger RNA, 389 nt
Organism: Centruroides sculpturatus (bark scorpion)
Lineage: Eukaryota; Metazoa; Arthropoda; Arachnida; Scorpiones; Buthidae
Exons: 3
Source: RefSeq, a predicted model, not a curated record